This is a messenger RNA of Penicillium macrosclerotiorum, 273 nucleotides long. RefSeq lists its product as uncharacterized. Lineage: Eukaryota; Fungi; Ascomycota; Eurotiomycetes; Eurotiales; Aspergillaceae. The transcript has 2 exons. Bases 1 to 273 code for a protein of 90 amino acids. The record is from RefSeq and is a predicted model, not a curated record.
AUGGACCUAGACAGCACCUGCCCCAAGCCGACAGUCGUCUCCCCUUCCCCCAAGACCAAGACCAUUAGGGUAAAAGAGGACUGGGGCACGAGACCCCGGCCCCCAACGUCCCAGCUUGGUCGUCAGUCCUGGCGGAAGAUGAACCUAGGGGAGCCGAACGAGGCCAUGGCUCUCGUGUUCCCGGCUGAUAGGACGAGUCGUGAGGGGAGACCGACCAAUAAAGACGAGGAGUCCCGGAAGAAAAUCAACAAAAGCCUCGCUAGCGUGGAAUAA